Molecule: messenger RNA, 2456 nt
Organism: Panthera uncia (snow leopard)
Lineage: Eukaryota; Metazoa; Chordata; Mammalia; Carnivora; Felidae
Gene: BRD3OS
Product: BRD3 opposite strand
Exons: 1
Coding region: 1406-1660 (84 amino acids)
Source: RefSeq, a predicted model, not a curated record
AGGGGUGACCGGGGCAGGAGGCGACGGGAUGAGAAGGCGAUGGGAAGGGGUGACUGGGGCGGGUGGCAGUAGGGGGGAAGAGCCCAGUAACAGGGUGAUUCCUCGUAGGAGGCAGUGAUGGGUGGAGGGCCCAGGAUGCUGGGGAGGCAACAGGGUCGUGCCAUGAAGGGAUCCCGUGCCAUGAAGGAUGCCCGCUGGCUGGGCAAAGUCAGGGAGACUCUGCCGCCAGAAAUGAGGGCAGCGCUGAGUGAUGGGGACUCUGGCCAUAAAGAAGGAAAAUUCUGCAUGGCUGGGAAAGCAUUUGGGGGGGGGGGGGUCUUGUGGAUGCUUCCCUGUUUGGUUUCCACAUGACGUCAUUUCUCUUUCCAGCCCAGGGGCCUCCCAGAUGCCUGGAGCAGAAAGAAGGUGCUGGUGGCGGGGUGAGUACCAAGCCAUCCUCAGCACGGGCAGCCCAGGCAAACACCCUCCAGGCCAGGCGCUGAGGGAUGAGCCCCAAAACCUGUGCUCUUUCAAGUUCUCAGGACUUACGUCACAGAUGCAGACUCACGCGCUCCAACCGGCAGUUCCCCGGUAUUGCCCGUGAGCUCCUAAAAGAACUAGGAUAAGUCACAGGCCUGCCCCUGAAACCCAGGCUCACAGUCUGGGCCACUGGACGGCGACUGAGAUCGCGAAACGUGUCAGUACUUUGGCCUGGUGCUCCAGAUCCAAAAAGAGUUAAGAUCCUGAGCCGUCAAGGCCCCGCUUGCCGCUGGGUGCUUUCCCCCGCCCCUGACGACAUGGCCGUUUCUUUGUAGCAUCACCCUGGGCGAGAGCUGAGGACAAAGCACUGAAGAAAGCCUGGCUCCAAACCCUUCCCUGCAUCAGCGCGGGAGGCCCGCCCAGGCCCAGAUCAGCGGAGGGCAGCUACGGGGAAUGAGGUCAAGUUCCGUCUAGUUGCACGGUGUCCUUUCACGCAGGGCACCAGAGAUACCUUUCCGAGUGAAGUGGGUCCAGCCAUGGUGUCAGAAUCACAGUAGACCCCCGGCAAGUCCCCCCAAGGUGGGUGCCUCGUCCCUGGCAACCGCACAUCUGGUAAGGUGCGCACAGCCGUCACCAGAAGACUCUGUGGCCGGGGCGCCACCGUCCAGCUUGCUGUCUCGCGUGUGCUUCUCAGGUGUGCUUCCAGAAUGCUCAGAGGCUCCUCUCAAGUUUCCUUGCGAUGCAGUCGUCCUGAGGGUGUUGCCUACAAAGGGCCCGGAUUCCUCCUUUUCACCACGGAGUUCGAUAGGGGAUCCCGAAACCCAACAACCGAAAAAGUUAGUUAGCGCACUUAGCAUAAGGCAGUGGGCAGCUGUCCACGCCACGCGAGUUCUGGCUCAGAGAGGCCCGGUGUGCAGGAGCCCAGGAGGGGAGUUUGCGGCCAGUGAUGAGUGGCCGCGUGCCGCUGGCGGAGAAGGCCCUGUCUGAGAGCUAUGCCCGGCUCCGGUACCGGGACACCUCCUUGCUCAUCUGGCAGCAGCAGCAGCAGACACUGGAAUCCGUGCCCCCUGGGACAUACCUGAGCAGGAGCCGAAGCAUGUGGUACUCCCAGUACGGAAAUGAGGCCAUCCUGGUCCGGGACAGAAACAAGCUUGAGGUCUCCCGGGACACGGGCCAGUCCAAGUUUUGUACGGUCAUGUAACUCCAGCCUGAAGACCGGGGCCCAGGCACCAGGCUUGGGGGAGGGAGAACAGGCCACGUUUCGUUCAGGGGCCUUGGUGAUUUCCAGUCCUUCCUGGGAGAUCGCGAAUAGUGAGCGCGAAGACGAAGCCGGGCCGGUGGCGCCCAAGCCCUCUCUCACGGGAUCGAGUGACUGGCGGACCUGGCCUCUGGGCCCGGUGCCUGGUCCGCUGGCACUGUGGGCACAGCCCAGGCCGGGGCACGGCCAGACGCCACUUUUCUCUGACGCUUCUGAACAAACCAAGCAAGGGGGACUCCCCUGGCUACAAACCACCUUUUCAAAACUUUCUAGGCUGUCAUCAGCAUUCCCCCUUCUGCCUGGUCUGGAGACAGAUCUAGAAAACGGUGGAGGAGUUAGUGCCACGUGUGGGCAGACAGCGUCUGCGGGGGGCAAGCUGGAUUCCGAGGCCAGCGGCGGCACCGCGGGAGGGACUGACGCCGCGCGUCUUGUUACAAGAUGGGCAUCGCGUGCAAGGCGCGGGGCAGCUUCCGCACCAGCUGCCGAGUACGUCCCAACACAGGGCGGAAACCCAGAACUACUGGGCUGCAAUCGCGUGGCUGGAAAAGGCCGGUGCAGCUUCGCAGUGUGCCACCUCUGCGGGGUCGGGCGCGUGCCGCGGGAGGCAUUUUCAGAGGCUUUGCCGUCUGCUGGGACUGAAGGCUGUGAGCCAUGCAGCCAUGCAGCCGUGGGAAUCUUUUGUCAAGGCUGGUUUUUCUAAAUAAAUACCCUUUGGGACACUCCUUCCUUCCUCGCUUUU